This is a messenger RNA of Ostreococcus tauri, 891 nucleotides long. Its product is annotated as unnamed product. The transcript has a single exon. NCBI's taxonomy places the organism in Eukaryota, Viridiplantae, Chlorophyta, Mamiellophyceae, Mamiellales, Bathycoccaceae. Bases 1 to 891 code for a protein of 296 amino acids. The record is from RefSeq and is a predicted model, not a curated record.
AUGUACUAUAAAGAUUUCGCUCACCAGGACAGAGACUUAAACGCCGAGCCGCCGAGUGUGUAUCAGCUCGGAGUCCACACGGCGCAGGGAGGUCGGAUGGCGGAGGCGCGAAAACUGAUGUCCAAGAUUCUGGAAAAUUUGCGGUGUACACGUGAGAGACAAGUGCCCCCUCCGGGGACGCAUGAGUCAGCUUUGAACGCGUGGGACUUAGACUGGGAAAAAAUAGAAGAGACGCUCCCACCGUUCGCGCAGCAUCCGAGUGGAUUUUCGUACUGGAUUUUGCAUGUCAUGCCGAUGGCAAUUGAAAACGACUUCCGACACCUUGUACUCUCUACGGAUGACGUUCUCUUGCGCUUGCAGCUGAUUUUCGAGAGGAUGCAACCGCAAUCUAUGCAAGUUUUCGCACCACUGCAGCACCACUGCAGUGCCGUCAGCUGCGUAGCUGAAGCAAGAAUGGUGCGAUUCAUGUCUAACGCGUGGACUUGGGAACGUGGGCACGAGCUGUUCCCGGUUGUCUGCGCAUCUCGUAUCAUGGUGGCGCCGGGAGGCGGUUUUGAGCGAUGGGUUGUCGUCGCGGGUAAGCAGAACGAUGUCAGGGUAAUUCAUUCCGCUGGUUCGUACCACCCGGACUACACGUGGUUCCAAGGAUACGCUUGGCGCGCUGUUUCAUGCCGCGACUGCUCGACCUUCAUUGGAUUCCACUUCACUCCAACCAGAAACGAGAAAGAGCUCGAGCGCGUCAGACGAGAAUCCCAAGACUGGCCUCAACGAGCCGCUCCCUGGGCCUCCGGAACCCCAUCGAGUUUUUAUCUCUUCAAAGAUCUCGCGCACGGUUGGUCGCUCGACGCUGAAGACGAAAUUCUUGGUGAUGUAGACUACGACUCGCUGUAA